UGUUAUAAAAGUGCCGGGUUUGAUCACUUUUAUCAAAUAAAAAGAUACAGGCUGAAGAAAGAAGACCACCUACUUGACUUUGCUGAGGUAAUGUGAUUUAUCUUCUUAUUUUAUGCGCAAAUAUGAUAGCAAAUCCUCCUAAAGGGUCAUUCUUCUUCCAUUCUCUUGUGUAGCGGAAAAGAUAAAUGCACGGUAGUUGCAGAGUUAAAGCGAUUAAAUUUCAAAAGCCGGUUUUCAUCGCUGAAGUAUGGAAGCCUCAAAUUGUAACACGUAAUGAAUAUUUUAGUCUGGGAAACUUAGAAACGUGGAAUAAAAAUGUGAAUUUGGUAAAUUUUACUACGGAAACUUAGAAACAUUGAAUAAAAAUGUGUAUUACUAUUAGAGUUAUUAUUACAGUAUUAUUAAAUGAAGGCAUUAAUGGAAAAUAUUAGGAUUUAGCCCUCUUAGUAAGCAAUGGAUCAAGAUGUAUGGUUUAAUCCCCUUUUUCUUCAAAUAUAAUAAUUUCCCACCAUACAAAGUUAUACUGUUUUAAUAGGAUAAUUAUCUAUCAAACUUUGUCUUGGUUUUUCAUGUUAAAAAAAGUUAACUGGGUUUAUUCUCGUCAAUUGAUCAACUGAUAAUUUAAGUUUCAUUGAAAUGUCCAGCGGUAAUUGAAAUGCAGGGGUAAAAACGAUUAGCAUAAUAAAUAAACAUUUUUUUCCAGGUAUGCCUGUAUGCAGCUGCAAAUCACACAGCGACAAAAGCGCUGCUGUAUACAAAAUUGCAAACAAAAAAUUUAAGAAAUGCGUAAUACAAACACUUAUAGACAAGACGUUGUUGAAUGAAAAAUCAACAUAUUUGUGCACAACAUGUGCUAAUGAAUGCUUAGCUUCAUUAACUGAUGACCCAGUACACAAAGCUGUGGAUGAUAUUCUAAAGCUUAUUGCCGAGGAUAAGUUAUCCACCAUUCAGAAAACAAAAAUUCUGCGAGCUCUAAUUCAGAAGGAGAAAAUCGCCAUUGAAGAUGACUGCAAAAGCCUGUGUUCUAAAUACAAAGACACGAACUAUCUUCGUUCAUUAAAUACAUCAGAAUGGCUAGCAGACAGGAAUUAUCUAGUGACCAUUUUUUUGUGUAGCAUAUCUGGUAGAGAAAUCAAGGAACUGUCGGAAAAGCAGGCAUGAAGUGAAGUGAAUUCUGCUUUAGAACAAAUUUAUUCCCUGGGGACAUCAAACAUCAUAUUACCCUUCACUUUCAGUAAAAACUUGCUUUCAUAUUACUUGUCUGGAAGUAAGGCUGUUUGUACGAUCAACGCAGUAGCAGGUCCAGGGGGGAGCUAUCAGACAAUUCUAUCGUGGAUAUCUCAGCAGGGAGGAGAUCCUGUCUCUAUUAGUCAUGAUACUGACCUACUCACGUUUUUCGAUAACAACCAAGUACUGACUCGAAGAUGGCGGGUAAAUUAUGAUAACAAAACCAUUCUUUCGGCAAUCACCACCAUUAUCCACCUCUUCCCUUCCAUUCCAUCACAUCUGCAGCUAAAUCCGGACCUAUCACCCAGACACUGGCUACAUUGUAAACAAAUUUCUUCAAUUCUUACCAGCUUUCCACAACAUUUAGACAAAUUUUCAGACAUUUUCCGAAAUUUACGCAUGCAGUUUAUUAAUGAACGUCUCAAAAUAGUGUACAAUAACCACAAAGAUGGACUAACAGGACCAACAGACAGUAUAGAGGAAGGUGUUAGAGGCAGGAAAAGGAAACGAGAAGAGGAUGAACAAACUGGAACUUCAAGGAUUAGAGAUGACCCAUACAACUUUGUCCCACACAAUCAUACAGGAAAACCAAACAUCAUCAUGGGUAACCCUGUUCCAAAGAAUCCCUGCUCAUACGAAGCAGUUAGGGAUGUUCUACGUGCCAUAAAAGAAGAAACAACGGGAGAAGAGCGACAAUGGACGGUAGUCGGAUGUGAUGGUCUUCCCUACCUCAUUGGUAACAAAGUCAUCCAGCGGGAAGACGAUCUUCACGACAUCCUCAUUGUGCCAGGUCUUGGCCAUUUUGAGAUCAACAUGACCAAAGCCAUCAUUAAAUUGGUGUGGGACAUAUUUGGAGAGAAUUUGGCCAAGAUGCUGGGAUAUAGAUCCAUCAAAGCCCUCAAUGCAUGCCACGAGGCCAAUGACCAUCAUAAAGCUUUCCAGUUUGUAGAAAUACUUCUUUUUGGCACAGGAGAUGAACUAAUUACCCCUUAUGUUCGCGAGUGCAUAUCUAAAGAAAGGUCACCAACAGCCCUUGGAUAUUUCAAGUGGUGCAGCACAGUCACUGACUCCAACUACAGGUUUGUCCAGGAGAUAGUCUUCACUUAUAUCCUCGCAUUAUAUAUCUUUCGCGUGGGCAUACGAAGAAACAACGCCAUGGUAAUGAUGGCCGGGAGGUUGAAAUUUGCUCCAUUGUAUUUUGGAUUAAAUAAAUUCAAUUACCAACAAAUAGAAGUCUUGGACUCCAUCAUGAGACUUAGUGCUCCUCCUGAAGUUCUGCAUUUCUUAAAUCAGAACGAAUCCAUGACUCAAUCUGGGCAUCAAAGUAAAGGAGAAGGUGGUGAUUUUAUUCUUGAGUCCCUGAACAGGAUGACGAAGCGUUGGCUACCACCAGGUGCUCCGAAAUUUGUACACUGGAACCAUGCCUGCAGGAAUCUAGAUAAGCUAGAGAAGGUUUUAUCAUAACCAUGACUUCUGCGUUGGUGGUGGUGUUUAUUUCUUUUACCUGAAAGAUAAGUCAAUUAUUUUUAUUUUAAGGAAAAAGUUCUUGAAUUUCUCAAUUUAAUUGAUGUAAAUGUGGCAAUUGCAUCUUAUUACUUUUUCAUUACAUGUAUACAUUUUAUUCAAAGAUUCGUGAAAACAUCUACACAUUGUUUGGAGUACAUGAGGAAAAAGGUGCUGAUAUUAUAUAUCAUACCAAUCUCGAAAAUGAAAUAAAGAAUUGGAGGAUGAGAUUAAGAGAGUCGGAGUAUUUAACAACACCAUUUAAAGACCCCAAAAAAAAACACCGUACGGUUGCUCCACGGAUCACUGAAUGUGGGCGGAGCUUAUCCAUGGUCAAUGUUAUUUACCUGGAAUUUACCUGGCCAAGAGAUCGGUUGUUGUGUAUAUUUUUAUGAUAUACACAGGAAAUUUUUCAGGUUAUUACAAAUUAUGCUUAGUAUCUUGAUUUGUGCAACAACAAAAAAGAAUAAAUAAAAUUUCUACCUACAUGGAUACCGCAUUUCUAUUUCCCGUAAACCUUCAAACUUGGUCAUAUUUAUGUAUUGCAAAUAACAGGUUUAGCCCAUUUCUAAACCUUUGCUUUUUAAAACUCCUAAUUAAAUUGUUAUAUAUCGUAUAUAAAUAAUUUCCUAAAUAUAAUAUUACCCGGCGUUUCCGGGCACUUCCUGGUGUCCUGGGAGUUCGCGGUGUCGUGGGUGUAGUAGGUAAAAUAUCCAUGUUUCGAGAGAAUGAAUAAAUCCAAGUAGAUCUGUGUACAUGUACAUGUACAACCAAAUGAAGAAUGAUCAAGAUACCCCUCAAUAUGGGCCGUCUGUAGGGUUUCUGUAGCUGUAGUGUUUGCAUAAUGGUGGUAUCCCAAACAGAAGCUGACACGAAGUCUACACCACCCCCCCCCCCUCCUCUCUCUCUCUUUAGGGUUUCUGUGGACGUAGUGUUUGUGUAACGAUGGCAUCCCAAACAGAAGCUGACACGAAGUAUACACCCCCUCCUCUCUCUCUCUCUCUCUCUUUAGGGUUUCUGUGGAGGUAGUGUUUGUGUAACGAUGGUAUCCCAAACAGAAGCCGACACAUAGCUAGUCUACCCCCCCCUUUCUCUCUCUCCCUUACUCUCAAUCAUUGACUAAAUGAGUAAUUAUUGUCAUACGUAUGCAACACUAUUGCCAUGCCUUAUUAUUUCAUCUAUCUUUAUUAUUGCUACAGUUUUACAUAUUUCUCUCUCUCUCUCUUUAUAAAUAUAAAACCGUGAUCAAUUAUAAAUAGCUCAAUAACUCUCUCUCUCUCUCUCUCUCUCUCUCUCUCUCUCUCUCUCUCUCUCUCUUUAUAAAUAUAAAACCGGGAUAAAUUAUCAAUAGAAAUAUCUCAAUAACUCUCUCUCUCUCUCUCUCUCUAAAUAUAAAGCCGUGAUAAAUUAUAAAUAGAAAUAUCUCAGUAACUCUCUCUCUCUCUCUCUCUCUCUCUCUCUAAAUAUAAAGCCGUGAUAAAUUAUAAAUAGAAAUAUCUCAAUAACUUAUUUAUGCUUUUUUACUAUUGUUUGAUUUCUGAUUGUGUAAUUUAUAAUCCAUGUGGUAUCUCAAACAGAAGCAUUUUUUUUAAACUACUGUAUCAGUUUUACGCAUGGGCAAUAUAACUAUUAAACAUAUUGAUGUGCUGCGCCAAUAAAGAAUUGUUCAUGUUUUUAUAAAUAUAAAGCCACAAUAAAUCAUUAAUAGAAAAUAUUCCAAUAACUUGUGUUUGUUUGGUGUUUUUUUUUUUUAUUAUUAUUGUUUGAUUUCUGAUUGUUUAAUCUAUAAUACAUGUAUAAAGAUGGAGGGAGAAAAUACGAUUAGAAAUUAAAAUAUUCUAAGUGCAAGUCAAUGCUAUCAAAACUCAGGUAUACUGGGGCUUUCCUCGAGAUCUGAAGACUGCCGGUCAUCAUUAGCCAUGAUUGUUAUCAAAACAUCUUUCUCAGGUAGCUGUAGACCACGGUCUCUGCAAAUGUCAAUCAACCUAAGCUCUAUUGUUAAAAGUUUGAUUGACCAGCGGCUUAUCAUUGAUCAGGUAAAAUUUGGGGGCGUUAACUUAAAGUUGGGUCUUUAACCAGAGACCACCAUGUAGCAUUAUGGGCGAAAGUUUGGAUUCGGAGUUUAUAAACUUUUCAUCGAAAUGCAAAUCAAAUUUCAUUGAUUUUAUCAAAUGCUGUUCCCA
Molecule: messenger RNA, 4913 nt
Organism: Ostrea edulis (European flat oyster)
Lineage: Eukaryota; Metazoa; Mollusca; Bivalvia; Ostreida; Ostreidae
Source: RefSeq, a predicted model, not a curated record